This is a messenger RNA of Didymodactylos carnosus, 336 nucleotides long. The record is from the annotation of a GenBank genome assembly. Lineage: Eukaryota; Metazoa; Rotifera; Eurotatoria; Philodinida; Philodinidae.
AUGUAUCCGCGAAAUACAAAAACAUCUGUAAUACCUGUUAAGCAGAGAGAAAAUAUUGGUCAAUGGUGGAAAACAUUCCUUGAUACAACGGGUGCAAAAAAUUUGGUUUAUUAUAAUGUUGAUGUGAAAGUAACCGGUCCUAAUAGUGGUGAUUUAUCAGCUAGAUGGUAUAUGAGCGUUGGCAGCGGACAUAUUGACAAGGAAACAUGGACUAAAAAUGAUGGCAGAUGGUCACUUGCUUUUGAUGAUUUUACUGUAGAAGAAACACAUUCAGCAACAGGAGUAGUUGAGGACCAUAAAUCUGACGUGGUGAAGCCGACAUCGUCACCAUCAUAA